Messenger RNA from Aedes aegypti (yellow fever mosquito), 1563 nucleotides. Its product is annotated as lipase 3-like. Gene Ontology annotation, molecular function: hydrolase activity, acting on ester bonds. The record is from RefSeq and is a predicted model, not a curated record. The transcript is spliced from 3 exons. Lineage: Eukaryota; Metazoa; Arthropoda; Insecta; Diptera; Culicidae. Bases 317 to 1537 code for a protein of 406 amino acids. Gene Ontology annotation, biological process: lipid metabolic process.
UAACUAAUAUGAAUCCUCCCGCCUAAGCGCAGAAGAAGUCCAACGCAAACGACGACUUCACGAUGUCCUACACGCGCUCGCACAACUCGAAUUCGAGUUGUUUGUUUUCGGUUUUUUUUGGCAACUCUCCCACUAGUUCUGAAUGUGGCGGUGUGGUGCGGUACUGCAGUGAGGGGGCUAGGGUUAAUUGCAAAUUGCCAAUGCUUAAUUCUGCGCGCGAUGUUAGAAAAGAUCACGACGAGUUGUCUACCAUUAGACGUUAGUGUUUCGGUGACUGUGACCCAGUGUGCAUCCUUUUCCUGUUGUGACUGCAGAAAUGGUUCUUCUGAGGGGAGAUCCUGUGAAAUUGGCGCUUUCGCUGCUGAUGGUGUUGAGCUACGGAAGUUCUGUGCUGGGAAAUGGACUGAUACGGAACGACUGCGUGUGUGAUCCGCUGAAUGCCUUCCUCGACUCGUUGCCGCUCAAUCGCGAACGAACAGAUCAAUUGCUAGAGACGGAUGGCUAUCAAGGAAGAGCACACAGAGUUGUUACAAAGGAUGGCUACGUGCUGAAGCUGUAUCAGAUUUGGCGCGAUCAACAGCCAGUGGUGAACUCAACACGUGGGACGAUCCUGCUGCAGCACGGGAUCAUGCAUUCUUCAUCGGACUGGUUAGUGUUGGGACCGGGUCGAUCGAUCGCCUAUCAGUUGGUAGACCUUGGUUAUGACGUGUGGCUGGCAAACAGUAGAUCUACGAUGAACUCGCAUCAGCACGAGAAGUUCUGCACUUGUUCAAAGGAGUUCUGGGACUACAGUUGGCACGAACAAGGCUUUUACGAUCUGCCGGCGAUGAUCGACACGGUCCUGAACGAAACUCAGCAGCAGCGACUCCGGUUGUUAGUCUACUCAGAAGGUGGAGCUAUGGCAAUGGUCAUGCUCUCAACCCGACCCGAAUACAACGAUAAAUUGAUCGCGCUGGAUGCCAUGGCUCCGGCAGCGUUCGUCUCCAACACUUGGUACCGCUACCUGGCCAUACCGUUCGCCAAGAUCCCGAAAGUCUUCCGGUCGGCCUACGCGCUAUACUCAACCAACGAAGUUACGGUAGAGGCCUGCCAAACGGAGUACCAGAUCUGCUCGGAUCUUUAUUUCCAAUUCCUGAACGGUGAGAGCGUCGGCAUGAAUCGGUCCUGGGUGGAUCGAAUCUACCAGGCCAUGCCUGCCGGCGGAUCCAUCAAGGAGGUCCUGCACUACGUCCAGCUGAUCUGGACCCGCAAGUUCGCGCCGUUCGAUCACGGUCCGUCGAAGAACUUGCGGCUCUACGGACAACGGACGCCUCCGGAGUACCCGUUGGAUCGAGUGUCUGUGCCAGUGAACAUCCACUACGGACUACGGGAUAAGAUCGUCGAUCCGGUGGGAGUGAUGCGGCUUGGCUCCCGGCUCAUCAACAGCCCAAGGGUUCGCAUGAGGCCGUACGACGAGCUGCAGCACUCGGACUUUAUCUACGGCGAUGCCGCUUAUAAUAUGGUGUACAAAGAUGUUCUUAUGUGGAUAACGGAAUAAAGUGAAGGGGUUAAUGGAGCCGUGUG